This is a messenger RNA of Sinocyclocheilus grahami, 1051 nucleotides long. RefSeq names its product BTB/POZ domain-containing protein KCTD16-like. Lineage: Eukaryota; Metazoa; Chordata; Actinopteri; Cypriniformes; Cyprinidae. Gene Ontology annotation, biological process: protein homooligomerization; regulation of G protein-coupled receptor signaling pathway. Gene Ontology annotation, cellular component: postsynaptic membrane; signaling receptor complex; presynaptic membrane. The annotation marks the transcript as partial. The transcript has 2 exons. The record is from RefSeq and is a predicted model, not a curated record. Gene Ontology annotation, molecular function: protein binding.
UUUCAUGCAGGAGAAGCACUCUUCUGAGGGAAGUUGAAGCUGGUGCAGUUUUUCAUUUUUUAUAAGCAGAACUUAUUUUUGGAUUUUCAGCUGGAGGAUAGCUACAUGAGCUGCACAAUUGGUUCCCUUGGGUCUCAGAGAUGCUGUGCAUAACACAACAGACUGUGCAUGUCUAUUAAAGCGCGUGCAGGUUAUGUUCCUCUUGACUUUUUGCUCACUAAAAACAAAUCAAAAACUUUUGCGUCUCCGCUUUUUCGUGUUUUGAAGCGUGCAACGCACCAAAAUGGCCCUGACUGAAAAUUGCAGGACUUAUCAAACGCCCAAGGACAGUGGAUGUGCUCAGAGUUGCUCUUCUGAUGUGGUUGAGCUCAAUGUAGGUGGACAGGUGUACUACACUCGCCAUGCCACCCUCACCAGCGUGCCAAACUCUCUGCUGGGGAAAUUAUUCUCAACUAAAAAGGACAUUUCCAACGACCUCGCGCAGGACAUCAAGGGGCGCUACUUCAUCGACAGGGACGGAUUUCUCUUUCGAUAUGUGUUGGACUAUCUCCGCGAUAAGAGCGUCGUACUGCCGGAUUAUUUUCCCGAGAAAGGGAGGCUCAAACGCGAGGCUGAGUUCUUCCAGCUGCCUGAGCUCGUCAAAAUCCUCACACCAGAUGAAAACAUCCACGGUGAUUUUGACGAAGCAUCCCAGGGAAGCGAUCAGAGGUUGUUCCCCUCGUCUUACCUGGACGCGCGCGAUAGGCGUUACGGCUUCAUCACGGUGGGAUACAGGAGCCCAUGCGCCUUUGGGAAGGACACGGAUGCCAAAACUCGCGGACUAUCCAAAAUCUUCAUCUGCGGAAGGGUCGGUCUGGCCGAAGAAGUUUUUGGGGACACUCUAAACGAGAGCCGGGAUCCCGACAGGCCAGCCGAGCGCUACACCUCUCAGUUUUACCUGAAGUUUCGCCACCUGGAGCGAGCGUUUGACAUGCUCGCGGAGAGCGGCUUCCACAUCGUGGCGUGCAAUUCAUCGCUCACCGCUUCUCCGCACAACAGACGCACCGAUGAC